AUGUGGACCCAGGAGAGCACCCUGGUUGCAGUGAAGCCAGAUGGGGUACAGCGCCGGCUCAUCGGAACUGUGAUCCAGCGCUUUGAGAGGCGGGGCUUCAAGCUGGUUGGCAUGAAGAUGCUGCAGACACCUGACAGCAUCCUUGCUGAGCAUUACCAGGACCUACAGAGGAAGCCCUUUUACCCAGCCCUUAUCAGCUACAUGAGCUCUGGGCCCGUGGUGGCAAUGGCCUGGGAAGAGUACAAUGUGGUCCGCACCUCAAGGGCCAUGAUAGGACACAGUGACUCCACUGAGGCUGCCCCUGGGACCAUCUGGGGGGACUUCAGCAUCCACAUCAGCAGGAACAUCAUCCACGCCAGUGACUCAGUGGAAGGGGCCCAGAGAGAGAUCCAGCUGUGGUUCCAGAGCAGCGAGCUGGUGAACUGGGCAGAUGGGGGCCACUACAGCAGCAGCUACCCAGCUUGAGGGCUUGUGCUGCCCUCAGUGCCCCAGCAACCACCCAGGACAACUGCUUUGGUCAACAACUCAAGCCACACCCAUCCUGUCUCCCCCAAGCCACUUUCUUGCUCACUUUCUGCCCCACCACAGCCCAAGGGAGUUUGAGGCCCAACUCUAUGUGCCUUUCUGUAUCCUAAGUCAGCACAAGAUUGGACCAAAUCCUUCUGUACCAAAGUGCCAGACAACCUUUGGGCAUCCUCAGAGGUCACCUUAACUGCUCCAAAGGAGACACAUUAAAAUCCACUGCUUAUAAUGGGGGUGGUGUGCUCAUUUUGUCUUCUGCCAUUUCUGAGACAGUAAAGAUGCUUUUAUGAAGUA
This is a messenger RNA of Marmota monax (woodchuck), 816 nucleotides long. RefSeq names its product nucleoside diphosphate kinase, mitochondrial-like. Gene Ontology annotation, biological process: UTP biosynthetic process; GTP biosynthetic process; CTP biosynthetic process. The record is from RefSeq and is a predicted model, not a curated record. The transcript is spliced from 4 exons. Gene Ontology annotation, molecular function: nucleoside diphosphate kinase activity. Bases 1 to 465 code for a protein of 154 amino acids. NCBI's taxonomy places the organism in Eukaryota, Metazoa, Chordata, Mammalia, Rodentia, Sciuridae.